UUCAGUUCGUGUUGCGGAUUCGAGCUGAUCGGUUAAAGGCGUAGAAGUCGAAUAGUGCAAAGUGUUAUGUGAACUUAAGAAAUUAAAGAAGAUAGAAAAAUUUCUUGAAAAUUAAUGGUAACCAAAAAUUUGGAUAUUCCCAUUAUCAGCCGAAUCUCAACCUGAGAUGAGAAAGUGAAAUAACUACGUAUGUGUGUGCGGGCUAUUAAAUGGCUGUAAAUAACAAAGUGUUAUAUAAAAAUAUUCUUUGCAAAUUCAUACUAAGUAUGUAAGCAAUAUUAUCGAAAGCAGAUAAUAUAUAUGAAGUGCGAAAUUCUUUACACUGCAGAAAGCUUUUGUUAACUAGAAACAAAAAAUGUUAUCAAUAACUGCACAAGAAAGUUUGCAACACUUGCGGCAUAAGCCGAUGUGGAUACUUUUUCUGCUGAUUUUCUUCGUUAUUGCUUUGGAUAAGACUGCAACCGCGACGACCGAAAAUGAACAAACAACAACACCAGAACCAGAUGCUUCACCGGGCUGUAAGGCGCCUGAUAUACGCUUUACAGUCAUACGACCGGAAACAACCACUGAACAACCGUAUGCGAAAUUCGAGACAACUCAGAUUUAUUUGCCAGAGGACUUUACAACGUCCGAUGCAGAGUUCGUUGAAAGGAUUAAUAUUGAUCUGACCGCCCGUCAGCCUGGCGUCAAAGACAAUAAGAUGAGCGCUAUCGUUAAUCCCUACCAAGUCGAUCUGGAUGACCAGCACGGCCUGGCAGGGGUGCACGGUGCUGAUGACACACUCGCCGCCAUCGAUGACGAGGAAGACGAGGCGGAAGACUCCGAAGAUGGCACACCCAAACGGAACCAGAAUCGGAAAUUAAACAAGAAGCGGCGUUCUGGAUCAGGACGUCGUCGCCGUAUCGAAAACGAAAAUGGACAAACACGCGGUCGUGGCAGCCGAUACAAGCGUCAGGUGAUCCAUCAUGAUCCUGACGCCUCUUCCGAUACGGACAAAUGGGGCGGUAGUAAAUUAGCUGCUGAAGGCGAUGUUUACUACGUGCAUAUUGAUGACAUACUGGAGUCGGGUACACCCAACGCCGAACUCAGAUUAAAGUUGCAUAAAUUGAAGCAUAAAACGAAAGCAAAGAAUUCCACAUGCACUGACGUCGGAAACAAAGAGCAGUGCAAGCAAGCUUUAGCGAAGAAGAAAAAGAAAAAGGCAAGCUCCAACAACUUAUCGAAGCAGGUAGUAGAGAACAAACAGAUGCAAACCAAAGAACCCAAUGCUAAACAUCAUCGUAGACGCGGUGAUAGUCACGAAGAGAAACGAGGUGAACAGCGAAUGCUGAAUGGAGAGCUAAACCCGAGUUCACGUUAUCGACGCGCUGCCUCAGGAGCAUUGAAGCAGAAAACUGAUAUGACAGCGAGUGCUUCAGGCAGCUACAACGAUUUGGUAGCGAAUGUAAAUGCGGCAGAAAAUAGCGACUUGGAAACGAUAAGAAUUGGACGGGACCAUAACAAAACUAUCAAAAAUAUAUUUAAUAAAAAAACUGACGAGCAGCUGCUGGACGAUAGCGAUGUGCCGGCGGUGUAUGGCAAUGAGACGGGCGCAGAGGCGCUGCAGCGCGUCAAACGCAAGUCCGGCAAGACAACCGGCGCAUUGAGUCGUCCCAAAGGCGGCGGAGAUUCUAGCUCAAAAACAACAAGUCGCAAAGAUAAAGGUAUUUACGAUGAAGAAGGAGGUUAUUCUCCCGUACAUCCCGAUGAAACCGAUGAAGAAGAGGAGGAGGAUGAAGAGGAAGAAAUUGACAUUCAACAGCAAUUCACUGAAGUAUCUGAAAUACGUUUCCCGGGCGAAAUUGGACCAUUGGGCGAUAGAAGAUUGUGUAAAAUACGUUGCGUCAAAGGAAAAUGGGUUGGUCCAUUAUGCGCCACUAAUGAGGAGGACGAUAAUGGAAAUGUGAAAUUUCAGCCUCUGUACAAGAGUUGCCAUGUGAAUCGAAUUCCGCCGCAUUUGCUAUUGAGCUAUCGAAACAUUUCAGUGACCCCGAUACCGUCCAUAAGAGGGUCGCGUCGCAAUCGAACUUCCAAAUCGACUUUUAUUUCCAAUACACAAAUUAAUGUUGGCUGGGACUUGCCACAUGGACACUCAUUACAGGCUCGCUGUAAAGAUCUAGGCAUGUAUAAGCUUCUUGGCGAAUCUCGGGUGCUUUGCUCAAACGGGCUAUGGGCACCGCGUAUGCCCUCCUGUGUGCCCACAACAUUACUUACCAAUUUCUCCGAUGACAGCGCGCCCUCCAUUCGCAUUAAGGUUUCCAAUGGUUCGGGUGCAUUUGAGCCAUCCGGCGUACUGGCGGUACUGCCACAGAGUUCGAUCUUACUGGAUUGUAUGUAUCCACGGGUGCGUGGCAUCCCCGAUUGGACAUGGACAAGUUGGUACAGGCAGUAUAUAACAGGCUGGUCUCACGAAGACAAAAAUUUACGAUAUCGCUUGACAAUUAAGGACAUACAAAACAGUGAUUCGGGUACAUUUACCUGCACGUCACCACGGGGCUUAACCAAUAGCAUUGCAAUUGUUGUGACCACCUCGACAUGUCCGCAGCUACCAGAACCGGUGUCGCCGCUCACGCUACGCUUGGAGGGUAAUAAGCUCGGACAGCGCGCCAUGUAUCGCUGCCCUCCAGGCUAUCGCAUAGAUGGUGUUGCGAAUGCAACGUGCUUAGCCUCGGGUAAUUGGUCAUCGCCGCCGCCCACUUGUCAGGCUGUGCAGUGUCCCCGUUUGGCGUUAGACGAUCCACAUUUGAGUUUGAUCGAGCUAAAUACGUCGGCGUGGGGGCGGGCGAUGUUCAAAUGCCAAUGGGGCUUCAAGCUGACCGGCCCGCCGAGACUGGACUGUGAGCCGACGGGCGUGUGGAGUGGCCCAGUACCGCGUUGUAAAGCCAUCCAAUGUUCGACGCCGGUGGCGCCGCUAAAUGGACGCAUAGGCGGCACAAAUCUCAACCAGCGCCGCCUGACUGUGGGCGCUUUGGUCACAUUCAGUUGCAAUGAGGGACACACGCUGGUCGGCGAGCCGAGCAUCAUUUGCACCGAAACUGGACUCUGGUCACAUCCGCCACCAUUUUGCAAAUCGCAAUGCCCCUAUCCCGGCGAUCCGCCAAAUGGUUUAAUAGCGCCGCUCAAAUUCAAUUACGAUUCCGGCGAUUAUCUGAGCGUCCAGUGUCGGCCCGGUUUUGUGCAGUACAGCGAGAAUGGUCCGCCAGAGCGUCCAAAAUGUCAACCGGAUGGAAAUUGGUCCGGACCGGUUCCCAAGUGCCGCAGCUAUGAGGAAGUGUAGCUAAUCAAAAUGGCGGACAUGAUGAUGCCGGAAUCAUCUGACGAGUCCACACAAAUCCAUCACCCACACGAAAACAGCAUGCUUCGUUACUAGCAACACAAGCAAGAGCUUCAUGUAGAGGUACAAGGCAGAGACAUAACACCAACAAAUGAAUACAAUACAUAUGUAUGUAUGUAUGGCCAUAAUAACAGCGCACCAGGAAUAAAUAGGCGGACAAAUUUAUGGCGACCCAAACAGCAGCACAUACACGCACACACAUCGUAUUAUGUAUGGAAUAGUGUAACUUAGGGUAAAUGGUUGGGACAUAUACGAUGCACACACAUACACAGACACAUACAUGCAUGGUACAUUAGCAGCUAUGCAAAUAUCCACAAAUAAGUAUUUGAAAAUCUCGAAACUACUCUGCAGGAAAUAUAGUACCAACUGUUAGUUUCUUUAAUGCUUACUGUUUUAUAUGUUCAUGGUAUGUAAGACUAUACAAGUUUUUACGAGCAUCUUCAAGCCAUUCGUCCAGACAUCUGGUCUUAGUAAACUUACUAAUUCCAUUAACAUAACCGGUUUCCACGAAAACAAAAAAACAACAAAUAAAUAUAGAUUAACUAAAUAGGAUUUGAAUUUUGAUUUUUUGUUUUGUAUCCGAAAAAAGCCGAACCAAAAUUUUUAAAUUACUUAACAACAUCAUAAUACAACUUAAUCCAAAUCUGAAUUUCGUCUCUUUGCAAUAGCUGCUUUUCAAAACGUUGCAACUGGGUUCAUAUUUCGUAAAUUGUUUGAUCACACUGCUUGCAAUACCCACUGAUCCAUUGAUGAAAGCAGUUAACCAAAAUAUAUGUUUAACAUAUACCAAACAGAUAAUUACAUAAUGUAAACAACUAUAAUACAAAAACUGAUUUAUUCCAUUGUUUUAUUGGUCAUAAGUGCUCAUUAACCUAAUUCAUGUUCCUAGUAGGAAUAGAGAAAAUACGAUUUUAUAAGAUCGCAUCAUCUAUCUGACAUAUUUAAAACUUGAAUUUCAUGUGCGAUUUUGAGAUUCAAUUUUGAACUCAAUCGGUUGUUAAAUAUUGAAGCCCAGCGCCACUUUUCGGUCAUAAUUUAGGUCUGUAUAGUCUACUUUAUGUGAUUCAAAUAUGCAUUCAGAUCGAUUCUAAACACCAGGCUUCAGCCCACUUGACGAAUCGGAAAUACAACCUAAGCUACCCAAGUUUGAUUCACGUCCGUAUUUGAAGUAAUACUUUCUGUUGUUUAUAAUGUGUACAUAUGUAUAAUGACUAACACGUGUGGAGGAUGUCAUUUAAAUUUAGUUUUCAAACACCAAUAUUCGAUGCACUAGGCUUCCUAAACGAAUUAAAAAAUCGUUUUGCAAAUAUCUUACUUAAUAAUAGAAUGGAAUUCAUCGACAACACAAUUUUCUAAUUAAAACGUUUUUUUUUUUAUAAUUAUUAUUACCGGAUAUUAAAAAUUUUAGAUUAUUUUUUUAAAUUUCCUGCAGGGUACAAAUUUUUUCCGAAAUACAGCAAAAAUACUCAUACAAUUAUUGAUCUGUAAAAGUUUAUAUUACAAUUGGUCUGUUCUACAACAAUUAUGCAUACAGUUAUGAAUUGUAAGAUUAUUUGUUGUGUACUGACCAUUCAAAACAACAAAACAAAAAAUUUAUAAUACUUCAGUGAGCGGGUUUAUGCCAUUUAAAGAAAAAAUCAAAUCUUAAAAUGUAUCUGUGUAUUUGUAAAAAACUGAGCGUUUUGGGCAGAGAAAAUGUUAAUUCUUACAAAGAAACAAUUUACUGCUCCAGUGUAUUAAAGAGGAUAAUAUUUAUUAGGAUAAGCGUUGUUAAAUUUAAAUUAAAAGAUACUAAAAACUUAUAUUGAAAACGGAUAAUUGCUGAUAUAUUUACAACAUUUUAAAUCGUAUAAUAACAGAAAAAGAAAAAUAUAUAUGUACAAGUGUAUUGAUUUGGAAUAUAUCUAAUGUCACAUUUGUGAUGUGCGGACAGCUUUUCAUUAACAGGCCACAAGGCGGGUAUUGCAUAUAGUAUUAUGUCCCUUAUAUUGUAUAAUAAGAUUAAAUUGCAAACCAAAUUUCCAACUAAUGAAAUGCCUAUCAAACGAAGAGAAAGCGGAAACUUUAAAGCUCUAAUAAAUUUGUUCGAUUAAAGGAAUAUUUUUCAAUUUAUGAAAUCAUAGUUAUGUAUGCAUGCCUCAAUGAUGAUGCACCCAACUGUAUGGUAAACUCUCUAUUUACUCAAACUUGAAAUGAAUUAAAACCCAAAUGAAAUUGCAAACUUUCACUUCGAAAUUAAUUAAUUUGCUGUUUCUUGAAUAAUAUAAGCAAUAAUGCUUUACUAAAUAAGAGCAUUAUUGCUAUAAGCCUCCUAAAUGCAUACAAAUAAAAACACCAUUCGUAUAUACAAAUAUACUUAUAAUAUAUAUGCCCAUAAAUAAGUAACAAAACUUCCACAUGUUGCUUAUGAGUGCUGUAAGUAGACCACAUACUCGUAUUUCAGCUAAUUGAACUUAAAACUGCACAACUUAGUAAGUUUUCUUUUCUCUCAAAUAUUAAAAUAUUCUAUAAAUAAAUACCUACUUAUGUACACAUAUACGUAUACAUAUAUAUAACAGUUAAAUUGUCCAAAUAAAACCAAAACCAAUUGUAUUGUAUAAUAUAUUUAAGCUUAUUUAUGUAUGUAAGUGAGUAUUAGUGAAAUUUAAGCGAAAACGGCGAAGAAUCGUAAAAGUUUGUGAUCAUUUAAAGGCAAAAUAUUUAAAAAAGUAAUAACAAUGUAUUGUAAUAGAAAGACAAAAUGAAUUAUAGCGAAACGAAUAUAUAUUGAAAAUAAAGUGCAUAUCUGAGGAAAGUGAAAGGAGAA
Messenger RNA from Bactrocera tryoni, 6179 nucleotides. RefSeq names its product locomotion-related protein Hikaru genki (gene hig). NCBI's taxonomy places the organism in Eukaryota, Metazoa, Arthropoda, Insecta, Diptera, Tephritidae. Bases 356 to 3316 code for a protein of 986 amino acids. The record is from RefSeq and is a predicted model, not a curated record. The transcript has 10 exons.